Molecule: messenger RNA, 998 nt
Organism: Tricharina praecox
Lineage: Eukaryota; Fungi; Ascomycota; Pezizomycetes; Pezizales; Pyronemataceae
Exons: 2
Coding region: 115-888 (257 amino acids)
Biological process (GO): deoxyribonucleotide catabolic process; carbohydrate catabolic process
Cellular component (GO): cytoplasm
Molecular function (GO): deoxyribose-phosphate aldolase activity
Source: RefSeq, a predicted model, not a curated record
GUUAGCGCGACGCGACCCUGCCCCGCCUCGCCCGGGACCGGCCACGCGGGACAUAUACAUAACGGCGGCAUUUACCCUUCCACCGUCCACGGCCACACAGCACACAGCGCAACAAUGGCCGACAAACUCAGCGAAUCCUACUGGACCAGCCUGCUGUCCAAAACACCGGCAAUCCUCUCGUCGCCCGCGCCAGCGCCCGUCCCGCUGCCCGCCAACAUCGCACAGACGAUCGAUCACACGCUGCUCGCUCCGGCCGCCACCACCGACCAGAUCGCCAACGUCUGCGAACAGGCAAAAACCCACGGCUUCUACAGCGUGUGCGUCAACUCCAGCCAUGCAAAGCAGGUUGCAGCGAGUGGUGCCAAGGCGUGUGUCGUCGUCGGUUUCCCGCUGGGCGCGAUGAGCACCGAGGGGAAAGAAUUUGAGACGAAAACGGCGAUCUCCCACGGCGCGACCGAAAUCGACACGGUUCUCGCGGUCGGGCUGCUAAAAUCUCGAGAAUACGUGCGGGUGUACCGCGACAUCGCCGCGGUCGUUUCUACCGCGGCGCCGUACCCGGUCAAGGUGAUCAUCGAGACGGCCCUACUCACGGAUGAGGAGAAGGUAGCCGCGUGCUUGAUCUCGGCCGAGGCUGGUGCCGCGUUUGUCAAGACUUGUACGGGGUUCUCCGGGGGGGCGGCGACUACGGGGGAUGUUGCGUUGAUGAGGAAUGCGGUGGAGGGGUAUGCGUGGAAGGGACAUGGCUGGGACGGCAGGAUCAGAGUCAAGGCUAGUGCGGGCGUGAGAACGGCUGAGUCGGCGAAGAGGAUGCUGGAGGCGGGCGCGGAUAGGAUCGGAACUAGCAGUGGGGUGGCGAUCAUGGAGGGCGGGAAGGGGGAGGGCUACUAGGAUAAGAUGCUGAAUACAUUAUAUAUGCUAAUCGAUCAUUCGAUCGGAGAGAACAGAGGCGCCAGUUGGGGCAACUUGCGACCUCGCGGUACAAUGGAUUCAGAUGAGGG